Messenger RNA from Scophthalmus maximus (turbot), 1993 nucleotides. RefSeq names its product ubiquitin-like modifier activating enzyme 3 (gene uba3). Gene Ontology annotation, molecular function: NEDD8 activating enzyme activity. Gene Ontology annotation, cellular component: cytoplasm; nucleus. Lineage: Eukaryota; Metazoa; Chordata; Actinopteri; Pleuronectiformes; Scophthalmidae. The coding region runs from base 166 to 1506 and encodes 446 amino acids. The transcript has 17 exons. The record is from RefSeq and is a predicted model, not a curated record. Gene Ontology annotation, biological process: protein neddylation.
AGCCGCUGAAGACAACAAGCGAGAGUCAGUCAUUAAACUGCCCGGGUGGAUGCUGUCAAAUCUCAUCGACCGGCGGAAGCAUAUCUUGAAUGAACCCUCUUUAAGUUCUCUGUUUUUAGGGAGAAGAAAAGAAGCAGAGUAGUGGAGCUGACUGAGAAGUUAGUGAUGAAUUGGAUGGUGGUGGAUGGAGGCAACGGCCUUGCCGCCUGCGAGUGGGAGGGUCGAUGGAACCAUCUCAAAAAGUUUCUGGAAAGGUCGGGGCCUUUCACGCAUCCUGACUUUGAACCGAGCACAGAGUCACUGCAGUUCAUGUUAGAAACCUGCAAAAUCCUGGUGAUCGGCGCUGGCGGUCUGGGAUGUGAGCUGCUGAAAGACCUGGCUUUAUCAGGGAUUCGCAACAUCAACGUCGUUGACAUGGACACCAUUGAUGUUUCUAACCUAAAUCGACAGUUCCUUUUCAGGCCAAAAGAUGUAGGUCGACCCAAGGCGGAUGUUGCAGCGGAUUUUAUCAACAGCCGAGUGCCUGGAUGUUGCGUGGUGCCACAUUUUAAGAAAAUUCAAGACCUAGAUGAAACAUUCUACAGACAAUUCCACAUAAUUGUCUGUGGACUGGACUCUGUAGUUGCCCGGAGGUGGAUGAACGGUAUGCUGCUGUCUCUGCUGGUGUAUGAGGACGGUAUCUUGGAUCCAGGUUCCAUUAUUCCUUUGAUUGAUGGAGGGACUGAAGGCUUUAAAGGCAACGCCAGAGUCAUUCUCCCUGGCAUGACAGCCUGCAUCGACUGCACCCUUGAGCUUUAUCCUCCUCAGAUCAACUUCCCCAUGUGUACAAUCGCCUCCAUGCCUCGUUUGCCUGAACACUGCAUUGAGUAUGUCCGGAUGCUGCUGUGGCCCAAAGAGACACCGUUUGGAGAUUGUGUGGCCCUGGAUGGAGACGACCCAGAGCACAUCCAGUGGGCGUACCAGAGAUCUCUGGAGAGGGCAGCGGAGUUUAACAUUACAGGGGUCACUUACAGACUAACACAGGGUGUCGUUAAGAGGAUAAUCCCUGCUGUAGCGUCUACAAAUGCUGUAAUUGCUGCUGCCUGUGCAACGGAGGUUUUCAAGAUAGCAUCGAGUGCCUAUAUACCUCUGAACAACUACAUGGUCUUCAAUGAUGUUGAGGGCCUGUACACAUACACUUUUGAGGCGGAACGGAAGGAAAACUGUUCAGCCUGCAGCCAAGUACCUCUAGACUUGCACUUCGCUCCAUCUUCCAAACUCCAGGAGGUGCUUGACUACCUCACGGAAAGUGCUUCCCUACAAAUGAAAUCACCUGCUGUAACAGCGACAGUGGAAGGAAAGAACAAGACAUUAUAUUUACAGUCUGUCGCUUCAAUUGAACAGAGGACACGACCAAAUCUCUCCAAAACUCUGAAGGAGCUGGGGCUGAUGGACGGACAAGAGCUGGCUGUAGCAGAUGUCACCACACCCCAGACCAUGUUGUUCAGACUCUACUUUACCUCAUAGGAUGAAAUCGAGCACUACCACAACCUGUUGAUGUCAUUCUUGUUUCUUGGCCAACCCUGACUGGAUGCAAAAUAUUUAAAAUGGUCUAAAAACUGGAGCAGUUUACAGUUUACUCAGUCACAGUAUGAAUAAUAAUUCUAUUGUUUCAAUGUACUUAAUGUCUAAAUUUAAUGUUUUUGCACUGAAAAGCCAAAUUAUUUCACACCUCUUCAUGUUUUGGUGAUACAUUGUCUGCGAGUGUUGAGGAUUUUCUGCAUUAAUGUGUUAUUUGCACUACAACCGAAAGUGUUCUUUGUGCAAACAAAGACACAAGCAGUGGUUAGUCUGGAAAAGAUGAUUCUGUACUUGUCCAGGUUUUGAGUAUUUAAAAUAUUUAUUUAUUCCAGCACCGUUCUUUUAGUUGCAGUUACCACUGAAGUGGCAACAAACUGACAUCGGAUGACGUGCGAACUGAAAUAAAAUGUUUUCCUUUUCUUACAAAACACAA